AUGGCUUUUCCUCCCCACGUAGUAGAAGACUGCAUGGGUCUCCUCAAACUCUUCAGCGACGGCACCGUUUUCCGUUCCAAUAUUCAGUUCCAAGAAAAACCUUCACCCACCCAACACGACAACCUCGUACUCUUCAAAGACUACAUCUUCCACAAAAAGUUUAACCUCCACCUCAGUCUCUACAAACCCAAACUUGAUGACGGUGAAGGCAACAACGACAAUAACGAAAAGUUACCCGUGCUAAUGUUCCUCCACGGUGGAGGCUUCUGCUUCGGGUCGCGCGCGUGGCCGCAUAUUCAUGCAUGUUGUGCGUGUAUCGCGGUGGCUCUCCGUGCGGUUGUGGUGGCGCCAGACUAUCGUCUGGCACCGGAGCACCGCCUUCCUGCGGCGGUGGACGACUGCGUGGAGGCGAUACGGUGGCUGCAGAGGCAGGGACACGGCGGGGACGCGUGGGCGGCGCGCAGCGUUGACUUUGAUCGCGUGUUUGUUUUUGGCGACUCGUCUGGCGGGAACAUUGCGCACCACCUGGCGGUUCAGCUCGGGUCCGGUUCGAGGGAGAUGGAGCCGGUUCGAGUACGAGGUUACGUGCUGAUGGGUCCGUUUUUCGGUGGGGUGGUUCGGACGAGGUCGGAGGUGGGCCCACCGGAACAAACGCUGACACUUGAUAUGCUGGACAGAUUUUGGAGGUUGUCAAUACCUAUUGGAGGAACAAGGGAUCACCCAUUGGCAAACCCAUUUGGUCCUAUCAGUCCAAACCUUGCACAUGUGAAGCUUGAUCCUAUCUUAGUCAUUGUUGGUGGCAAUGAAUUGCUCAAGGACAGAGCAAAAGACUAUGCAACAAGGUUGAAGGAACAAGGGAAGAACAUUGAAUACGUUGAGGUUAAGGGGAAGGAACAUGGCUUUCUCACUCAUGAUUCUUGUUCACAAGUUGCCCAAGAGGUCCUGCAAGUCAUCAAACGCUUCAUGCUUCAGAAUUCUGAUUAG
This is a messenger RNA of Sphenostylis stenocarpa, 984 nucleotides long. The record is from the annotation of a GenBank genome assembly. NCBI's taxonomy places the organism in Eukaryota, Viridiplantae, Streptophyta, Magnoliopsida, Fabales, Fabaceae.